AUGGGCGUCUGUUCCUUCAUUUUCCUGGUUAUAUUUGCCAUCAUCUUACCGCCCAUCGCUGUCCUCAUGUUAGCAGGCUGCGGGCCAGAUUUCCUCAUCAACAUCAUCCUCACACUCCUUGGGUAUUUCCCAGGACAUCUUCAUGCGUUCUACCUCAUCGGCGUGUAUUAUUACCGUCGGGAUCAGAGGAGGAAUGGGAUUUUUAUCAGCCGUGGUGCGCCGGGGAUUUUCAGUCGGAGGGUGCAGAGUGGCGGCUUGCCUUAUUGA
Molecule: messenger RNA, 267 nt
Organism: Cadophora gregata
Lineage: Eukaryota; Fungi; Ascomycota; Leotiomycetes; Helotiales; Ploettnerulaceae
Exons: 3
Coding region: 1-267 (88 amino acids)
Cellular component (GO): membrane
Source: RefSeq, a predicted model, not a curated record